Messenger RNA from Babesia ovata, 744 nucleotides. RefSeq names its product multidrug transporter, putative. The transcript has 2 exons. Lineage: Eukaryota; Apicomplexa; Aconoidasida; Piroplasmida; Babesiidae. The record is from RefSeq and is a predicted model, not a curated record. The coding region runs from base 1 to 744 and encodes 247 amino acids.
AUGCACGUUUACACAGGCGAGCCAGGAUGUCCAGGAGCUCAGCAACGUCUGAGGGGCGUAUUGGUAGUCGGCGUGGUCGAAGCCGCGACCGUUACCGCAGAUGGUGACGAGGAGGGUACUGCUGUGAUGUGUCAAAAAGCCGAGGGCGCCGGGGAUGCAGAGCAAGGAAUAUUUAAGCACGUCAUCAGUUUCACCACCAGACAAGUUAUGGCAAUGCGGUUGAAUGCGUUUGUAUACUGCGGUGUGCGGCAGCCCGGCGAGCCAAGCGAGGACGUCCCUGACGGUGCAGGGGUACCGGGGUUCUGUGGGGAUGUGCAGGUGACAGACACGCAAGUAAUAUUUGAGCAUGUCGUGGAGUGCGUCCAGGGGAUCCAAAGCGUCAUGGAUGAGGCUGCAGAUUUCAGCACCGUUGCAGGCAUUCUCGUUACGCAGCUCGGCGUGGAUGAGGCCAUCGGAAGCAACGACAAAGCCACAGCGCCCGAGGAAUUGCCCCAGGGGAUUGUACGCAUUUAUGUUGUGAUGUGCCCACUCAUCUGUGCAGCCCAUUCUGAGCUUAUUGACGGCGCGGAACAGCGUGUCAGUGACAGUCAGAAGGAUCAUCACGCACUUGGCGGCCUCGGGGGUGUGCGUCUUUUUCGCCGCGUGGAACAGCACGCAGUCGUCGAAGGCGCCGUCGUAGCGGCUGAUGUAUGCCCUGCCCAGCUCGUCUACCAGGGCCGGGAAACCUGCUCGCAAAACGUUUAG